Helobdella robusta is the source of this 1461-nucleotide messenger RNA. RefSeq lists its product as hypothetical. The record is from RefSeq and is a predicted model, not a curated record. Gene Ontology annotation, molecular function: phosphatase regulator activity; enzyme inhibitor activity; protein binding. The coding region runs from base 1 to 1461 and encodes 486 amino acids. Lineage: Eukaryota; Metazoa; Annelida; Clitellata; Rhynchobdellida; Glossiphoniidae. Gene Ontology annotation, cellular component: cytoplasm. The transcript is spliced from 9 exons.
AUGGCAACACACGCCGAACUGAUGAACGAGUUACCGCUACUGGAACGCAUGUCGACAGCCGAGCGGAUGAGGCUGGCGAAGAAGAGGCGGGCACAGCAGCUGCGAAAGUAUCAACAACUUGACGCCAAGAGGGAAAAAGAGCAGCAACUUCUACAGCAACAAAACAACCCGACUGCAACAACGACAACAACGACAACCGGAAAUAUUGAUAAGAAUGUUUCAUUCGUUCCCAGUGUUGUCCUGCUCGAAGCGGGAAGUCGGAAUGAUGUUGAGGAAGUGGAGCAGCUAUUGAAAUCCGGUGUCAACCCAGACUUGAGGAACGAUGACGGCUUGUCUGUCUUACACCAAUGUUGCAUUGAGAACUGGAAAGACCUACUGAGCCUAUUAUUGGAUGGUGGGGCAGACCCUGACGUAAUGGACAACGAAGGCUGGACCCCCCUACACACGGCUGCCACCUGUGGGAGAGUGCAGAUCUGUAAAAUCUUGAUCGACAGGGGUGCAGACUUGCUUGCAGUGAACGCCGAUGGGAACAUGGCUUACGACAUCUGCCAGGACCAAGCAACAUUAGACUUCAUCGAACAACAAAUGGCUGAAAAAGGAAUCACACAGACGACGAUAAAUGAGAGACGAACUUUGAAGGAGAAGACAUUCUUGAAGGACCUCGAGGAAAUCUUCAAUUCUGGCGGAGACCUGCAUUACAAAGGGCAGAAAGGAGAAACUCCACUUCACAUAGCAGCUUCCAACGGCUACUUAUCUGUGGCCAAGUUUCUAUUGGAGGGUGGAGCUGACGUGAUGGCCACUGACGACGACUUAUGGCAGCCCAUACACUGCGCUACUUGCUGGGACCAGCCUCAAAUGCUGGAGUUGUUGGUGGAACAUGGCGCGAGUUUGGAUGUGAAGACGAAAAAUGGAGAAACGCCAUUGGACAUCUGCGAAGAUUUGGAAAUGCGCCAAAGAAUCCUGCAACUUCAAAAAGACAAAAAGUUGAAAUCUUCAACGGGCAAGGGUGCACAGACGACCAACUUCUGCAAGACUGUGGCCAACCAGGGCAGGCGGGGAAGCAUAACAAAUACCAGGAGGUUCUUCUUCUUCUUCUUCUUCUUCAAUGCAAACACGCACACUAACAGAUACAACAACACACACACACCAACACACACACACACAACAGCACACACACCAACAACUCACACACAAAGCACACACACAACAGCACACACACCAACACAUGCACGAAGUAACACAACUCUACAAACGCGUAACAGCGCAUCUGUACGUCGGUCGAGUACCUCACAGAAGAAAUCUCUGGCCUUGAAAGAGGCAAAGGAGGAGGCCAUGAGGCUGAAGAUGGAGGGCAAGAAUAUCGACGGACCAAUCAAAGAUGAGGUGGUUAGGGCGAUGGUGGUGGUGGUGGUGGUUGUGACGGUGUUUUUGAUUGCGUUGUUGCUAAAGAUGAUAUGGUGA